Messenger RNA from Apis mellifera (honey bee), 1599 nucleotides. RefSeq names its product major royal jelly protein 2 (gene Mrjp2). Gene Ontology annotation, cellular component: extracellular region. Bases 92 to 1450 code for a protein of 452 amino acids. The transcript is spliced from 7 exons. NCBI's taxonomy places the organism in Eukaryota, Metazoa, Arthropoda, Insecta, Hymenoptera, Apidae. The record is from RefSeq and is a predicted model, not a curated record.
CAAAAUUCAACAGUUCUUUUACAGUUCACUUACAUUCUGCCAUCCCUUGAAAUUGUCACUCGUAAAAUAUCUGCAGUAUCUAAGUAAAAAAAUGACAAGGUGGUUGUUCAUGGUGGCAUGCCUCGGCAUAGCUUGUCAAGGCGCCAUUGUUCGAGAAAAUUCUCCAAGAAACUUGGAAAAAUCAUUGAACGUAAUUCACGAAUGGAAGUAUUUUGAUUAUGACUUCGGUAGCGAAGAAAGAAGACAAGCUGCGAUUCAAUCUGGCGAAUAUGACCAUACGAAAAAUUAUCCCUUCGACGUCGAUCAAUGGCGUGAUAAGACUUUUGUCACCAUACUAAGAUACGAUGGUGUGCCUUCUACUUUGAACGUGAUAUCUGAUAAAACUGGUAAGGGUGGACGACUUCUAAAACCAUAUCCUGAUUGGUCGUUUGCAGAGUUUAAAGAUUGCUCUAAAAUUGUGAGCGCUUUCAAAAUUGCGAUUGACAAAUUCGACAGAUUGUGGGUUUUGGAUUCAGGUCUUGUCAAUAGAACUGUACCUGUAUGUGCUCCAAAGUUGCACGUCUUUGAUCUGAAAACCUCAAAUCACCUUAAGCAAAUCGAGAUACCGCAUGAUAUUGCCGUGAAUGCCACCACAGGAAAGGGAGGGCUAGUGUCUCUGGCUGUUCAAGCUAUAGAUCUUGCAAAUACUUUAGUGUACAUGGCAGACCAUAAGGGUGAUGCUUUAAUCGUUUACCAAAAUGCCGAUGAUUCCUUCCAUCGAUUGACUUCCAACACUUUCGACUACGAUCCCAGAUAUGCCAAAAUGACGAUCGAUGGAGAAAGUUUCACACUGAAAAAUGGAAUUUGUGGAAUGGCUCUUAGUCCCGUGACGAACAAUCUUUAUUACAGUCCUCUCGCUUCUCACGGUUUGUAUUAUGUUAACACGGCACCAUUUAUGAAAUCACAAUUUGGAGAAAAUAACGUCCAAUACCAAGGAUCCGAAGAUAUUUUGAACACGCAAUCAUUGGCUAAAGCAGUAUCGAAAAAUGGCGUCCUCUUCGUCGGACUUGUGGGUAAUUCAGCUGUUGGCUGCUGGAACGAGCAUCAAUCACUUCAGAGACAAAAUUUAGAAAUGGUCGCCCAAAAUGACAGAACACUUCAAAUGAUCGCAGGUAUGAAAAUUAAGGAAGAGCUUCCACAUUUCGUAGGAAGCAACAAACCUGUAAAGGAUGAAUAUAUGUUAGUUUUAAGUAACAGAAUGCAGAAAAUAGUAAAUGAUGAUUUUAAUUUCGACGAUGUAAACUUCCGAAUUUUGGGUGCAAAUGUAAAGGAAUUAAUAAGAAAUACUCAUUGCGUAAAUAACAAUCAGAAUGAUAACAUUCAAAAUACUAACAAUCAGAAUGAUAACAAUCAGAAGAAUAACAAGAAGAAUGCUAACAAUCAAAAGAAUAACAAUCAGAAUGAUAAUUAAGUUGGUCGUUUUUCAAAAUUGCAUUAAAAUCAAUUAAUUAUGAUGUAAACUAAAUAUCUUUUGAAAUAUUUUCUCAAUAUAAACCAAAUAUUUUGUAAAAAUCUUUUUAAAUUAUAUUAUAAAUGAAUAAAAUAUUGUUUUUUGCAUAA